Mytilinidion resinicola is the source of this 1348-nucleotide messenger RNA. RefSeq names its product chorismate mutase. Gene Ontology annotation, molecular function: chorismate mutase activity. The coding region runs from base 82 to 882 and encodes 266 amino acids. NCBI's taxonomy places the organism in Eukaryota, Fungi, Ascomycota, Dothideomycetes, Mytilinidiales, Mytilinidiaceae. The record is from RefSeq and is a predicted model, not a curated record. Gene Ontology annotation, cellular component: cytoplasm. The transcript is spliced from 3 exons. Gene Ontology annotation, biological process: chorismate metabolic process; aromatic amino acid biosynthetic process.
UGCGAAUCUAUACAAGAGUCAACAGCGUACAAAGGUAGUUCACGAUAUCAAUUGAACCUUUUCACGUCGUAGGGAGACAGUAUGGACUCGGCUAUAGACCUCUCCGAUGCCUCCAAAGCUCUAGACCUAGCUAAUAUCCGCUUCCAACUCAUUCGACUUGAAGACACAGUCGUUUUCCACUUCAUCGAGCGAGUCCAAUUCCCUCUUAAUGGAACUAUCUACAAACCUGGCGGCGUUCAUAUUCCAGACAGCGACUUGAGCCUCUUCGACUGGAUGCUCCGCGAGCAGGAACGCUUGCAGUCUCUCGUCCGCCGUUAUCAGUCGCCAGAUGAAUACCCGUUCUUCCCAGAUGCCCUCCAGACUCCCAUUUUGAAGCCUUUGAACUACCCAAAAAUCCUCCACACGAAUACCGUCAACGCGAACAAGAAGCUAAAGGAGAGCUAUAUCGAACACAUUCUCCCUGCGGCCUGUGUGCAAUUGGAUAGAGCGGAAAGAGGAGAGGCCCAGGAGAACUACGGCUCUGCAGCUACUUGCGAUGUUACAUGUCUACAAGCUCUCUCCCGUCGCAUCCACUUCGGGAAGUUCGUAGCAGAAGCAAAGUUCAAGAAGGAGACGGAGCGAUUUGUGAAGCUUAUAAGGGAAGAGGAUAGGCAGGGUAUUGAUGAGGCUAUCACAGAUGCGAAGGUGGAGAAGAAGGUGUUGGAGAGGUUGCGUUUGAAGGCGAAGACGUACGGUACAAAUCCGGACGGAGGUGUAGACAACACGGUCAAAAUCAACGUAGACGCUGUGGUAGCAAUGUACAAGGAUUGGGUUAUACCCUUGACGAAAGAGGUUGAAGUCGAAUAUCUCAUGCAACGGCUGAAAGGCACGGAAUGGGAGUAACGGCAGCUUCACGAUUCUCACGACACUCAUAAAGGCAAGAAACACGAGCAAAAGGAGUCCCCCGGUGUCUGCACCUCUCUUUGGCGAUUGACCGUGCAUUUCAAUCGCAAUCUUGGAGGCAAAGCUUAGGCCUGACAAUAUCUCUUGUCAAUCAUCUUGGGUCGCAACAAGCUGCGCAUUUCCAAAUGAGGAGAGCAUUCUAGGAGUUUUCGGCAAUCAGACGUGAAAACGAAAUUCCAGAGUUUACAUAGAUCAAGUGCACUAUAUAGCUGUUUUGCGGUUCGGGAAAUGGGCUUCCAAAGUGCACGACUAGUCCGUAGACGCCCCCGUAGGAUGCACCUGAAACUCAUAGAUGUCUUCUGUUACAGACGUCGAUUUCAAACAAAUGUCGUCUUGGAAACCCUGAAACUCUCCUGCGUAGCGGUGAAACCGGCGUUUAGAGAUUACCCGAUCCGUCCCUUCCCCU